Entelurus aequoreus (snake pipefish) is the source of this 3092-nucleotide messenger RNA. Its product is annotated as poly(ADP-ribose) glycohydrolase-like. The coding region runs from base 473 to 2602 and encodes 709 amino acids. NCBI's taxonomy places the organism in Eukaryota, Metazoa, Chordata, Actinopteri, Syngnathiformes, Syngnathidae. Gene Ontology annotation, molecular function: poly(ADP-ribose) glycohydrolase activity. The record is from RefSeq and is a predicted model, not a curated record. Gene Ontology annotation, biological process: carbohydrate metabolic process; regulation of DNA repair; nucleotide-sugar metabolic process. The transcript has 16 exons. Gene Ontology annotation, cellular component: nucleus; cytoplasm.
ACUCCACCCGGAAGUCCAAGCCAGAAGUUUAACAACACAAGACAAGUGCUCGCGUUCUAGUCAGUAAUUCUGCUUCCACUUGACAUUUGUGCUUUUUACCAGAAAACUAUCCGCAUUUGGCCAAGUUUUGUAUUUAAUCGUAAUGGUAUUCCGAACUCGGUUUUGGCUGUGCAAGCGUGUUUAAAGCUCGUUGCGAUACAACGUACAUUGCUAGGUUAGCUAGCGGAUGCUUCACGUUAGCGCGGACACAAUCCAAUUAAAGUACAAAAUUCCGAACAAUAUCUUACAAUAUUAAGCAAUGGUUUUGCAUAUAAAAUACAAUCACAUUUCCUGGUAGCUCAGCGACACUGCCAGCGACCUCCAAUCAAGCUGGAAACGCCAUAAAGUCAUCUGUCUCAAGUUUCCUUGAUCAUCAUCGUGCAUUCAGAAGAAUCAUAAUGGGACGUUAGAGCGAGAAAAGGGCAGCACAAAGAUGGACGCCCAGCCAAAGUCUGUCACUGAUGGUUUGCGAGGCGUCAGGCGCAGAAUUGGCCCCAGGCAGCAACCCAAGUCCAAAAACACCCUCGAAAGGUGGCUGCUGAAGCCCACCCCAAAUACAAGCACUUCUGAGUUGUGCCAGGCUGAAAAGAAUGCAGAAAUGAUGGAGGAAGAUGGCUCUCCUCGCUCUCACGGUGUUCGGAAUGCUACACUACAUGUUGUCUCAGACUCAGAUGAAGACACGCAACCUUUAACGCCACAAGACCUGGACUGCGAUGACCUCGUCCCUAUAGUGUUAACGGAUUCGGAUGGGGAAUGCAUGCUCCAAGAUCCGGGAACGCCAGAAGUGGGCGCCACAAGCCCGGGAGGCUUUGUCAAAACCUGUGCCAAAAUCACAGACUUCUUCUCGGGGGCCCUGUCUGCGGGCUCCACUUUCAGGCGAGGCAAGGCGGGGCCGCGUCGGGAAAAACGGGAUGCCGAUGAAGGAAAUGCAUCGGGCAACCACGCCACCUGGCUGGGGACGCCGGCGGGCGAGUUGAGGAGGAUGCCCGACUGCGGCAGGCCGCUCCCUCCGCUGAAGAAUGCUGGUGGCGUGCACACUGUGAUGAUCCGGACAGACAUCGUUGGUCAAGCAACUGUUCCAUUUCCUGCCACAUUUGACGAUACCUGGGAUGAUGUCCAUGUCAAAAUGCCCUGUUCUUGCAGGAAUCUAUUUCCUGUUCAAGAUGAGGAAACAAGACAACUUCAGAAUCAAAGUCGGUGGGAUCUGAUAAAGCAAACUUUAACCAAAAGAAUAUCCAACAUUUCAGAGUUGAAGAGUGCAAUAUUGAAAUACUGUUCUUCUACUGCCAAAAAGUGGGACUUCACUGCGUUGCAUUUGUACUGCACUAAGAUCCUGGAACCUGACGCGGCGGAACAUCUGUUUACCUCCCUGCUGCCAGACAUGGUGCAAUUAGCGCUGAGGGCGUCGGAGCUGUGCACCAAGCCGAUACCACUUCUAAAAAGAGGGGCGAGCCACUCCAUCACCAUGUCUCAGGAGCAGGCGGCCUGCUUGCUCGCCAACGCCUUCUUCUGCACCUUCCCGCGGCGCAACUCCAGACGCAGCGAGUACAGCAACUACCCAGACAUCCACUUCUUUAGGCUGUUCGAGGGGUCCUCGUCGAGGAAGAUAGAGAAGUUGAAAACCCUGCUGUGUUACUUCAAGAACGUCACAGAGCAAAAGCCUACUGGUUUGUUAACGUUCACAAGAGAAACCUUGGACGAUCCUCCAGAUUGGGAAAGUUCGCAGACUCUGCUAACAAAGCUGCACAUUACAUGCGAAGGCACCAUUGAAGAUGACGGCUAUGGGAUGCUUCAGGUGGAUUUUGCCAACAAGUAUGUCGGAGGAGGAGUCACCAGCUCGGGUCUCGUUCAAGAGGAGAUCCGAUUCCUGAUCAACCCGGAGCUUAUCGUGUCUCGCCUGUUUACUGAAGCUCUGGAUCAUGACGAAUGUCUCAUCAUCACUGGUACACAACAGUACAGUAAAUACUCAGGCUACGCGCAGACCUUCAAAUUUGCCGGCAGCCAUCAGGACACAACUCCAAGGGACGACUGGCAGAGAAGAUGCACAGAGAUCGUGGCCAUCGAUGCACUGCCAUUCAGGACCUUUCUGGAACAGUUUCAUCCAGAGAGACUAGACCGGGAGCUCAAUAAGGCUUACUGUGGCUUUGCCCGCCCGGGCCAACCCAGCGACAACCUGGCAGCGGUGGCGACAGGAAACUGGGGCUGCGGGGUUUUUGGAGGCGACACGCGUCUUAAAGCUCUGCUCCAGAUGCUGGCAGCUGCCGAGGCGGGACGGGAUGUGGCUUAUUUCACCUUCGGAGACAGCCAGCUCAUGACAGAUGUCCACGACAUGCACUCCUUGCUCACUCUGAGGAACAUCAGUGUCGGCGAGGUGUAUGAGCUCCUGGUGGAGUACUACAGCGCCGUGUGCAAGCGCUGCAACGGUCGGCGUCCUGACGUCAGCCUUUACGCGUUCAUCUACCAGCAGGUCAGCUCCUCGCCCUCUUCGCCCGGCGACUCCAACGGAGGCCGCCGCCAGACAAACCGUCCCCACAGACAGCCUUUAAUGUCAGUUGACCCGUGAGUCACCGUACCUUUUGGAGGACUGAAACACACACCAAUUCUCCCUUUGCCUUUAGAACAUGUUCUGUUAACGAUGGUAGCAAAUGGAACCGCAGCAGGUGAUUAGUGUGACGGCGCGGUGUUUAUUCUGCUGCGGCUGCUAAUUUGCCAAGGGAUUGAGCUUCAAUACGACCAUUGUGAUUUUUAAUGGUGAAGCAAAGGUUGCCAUCCGUCUUGUCAUUUUGCUUCUUUUUUUUUUUUUUUUGCACCCACACAAAUCCAGCCUUAAUUGAAUUGGCUGUCAGAAAUCAAGUUAGAGGCUAACUAAGACCGCCAUUGGAAAGCUUCUCAGGAAAAAAAAAUCAGCUUUACAGAAAAAUGUUUAUGUAUUCUGUACAGUAGUUCUUGAUUGGAUAUUCAUUUGUAGCAACAAAGAAGCAUCAUUUUUGUAGCGUUUGUAUUUAAUUGUGACACAUUUCUUGCAGUUGGAAAUAAAUGACAGCUCUUCUUGU